This is a messenger RNA of Scleropages formosus (Asian bonytongue), 4821 nucleotides long. It is a transcript of the gene hdlbpb, whose product is annotated as high density lipoprotein binding protein b. Gene Ontology annotation, molecular function: mRNA binding. The transcript has 28 exons. The record is from RefSeq and is a predicted model, not a curated record. NCBI's taxonomy places the organism in Eukaryota, Metazoa, Chordata, Actinopteri, Osteoglossiformes, Osteoglossidae. Bases 252 to 4034 code for a protein of 1260 amino acids.
GUUCGCGUUCGUGGUCGUUCGUUCGUUCGUUCGUUCGUUCGUUCGUCCGUGCGUGCGUGUCGCCCGCGUUGCUGGUGUGCGCGCACGUCCGCGCCGUUGCUCGUCUCUGGCUGGAUGUUGUUGGGAGACGCGGAAGGUUUCGUCGCUGCUGAUCACUGGCACGCGGACUCUUGCUGAAAGAUCUCUGGUGGCCCUCCUUCAGGACGGACCUUUCCGGCAACGGACCCUUCUGCAGCGUGCACGUUGGAACCAUGAGCUCGGUGGCUGUGCUGACCCAGGAGAGCUUCGCUGAGCACCGCAGUGGACUCCGGGACGAGGAGAUCACAGGGGGCGCUCCCGAGGACGAAGCCUACAUCCCCACCUACCUGGAGGCCUUCCCCCCCCUCCCGGAAAAGGGGCCUCCUGGGGAGAAGGGUGGCGAACUGACGGGGGCUUGGAGUAAAAUCCGGCCCAUCAAGGCCUCCGUCAUCACGCAGGUGUUUCACGUGCCUUUGGAGGAGCGGCGCUACAGGGACAACGGGCAGUUCGGCGAGGGCGAGGAGGCCAAGGUCUGUCUGGACAUCAUGCAGCGGACGGGAGCGCAUAUCGAGUUGUCGCUGGCCAAGGACCAGGGCCUCUCCAUUAUGGUCACAGGCAAGCUGGACUCGGUCAUGAAGGCGCGCAAGGAGAUUGUGGCACGGCUGCAGACCCAGGCCUCGGCCACCGUUGCCAUCCCCAAGGAGCACCACCGCUUCGUCAUCGGGAAGAACGGAGAGAAGCUGCAGGAGCUCGAGCUGAAGACGGCCACCAAGAUCGCCAUCCCGCGGCCGGAGGACCCCAGCGCCAACAUCCGCAUCACUGGCACGAAGGAGGGCAUCGAGAAGGCGCGCCACGAGAUCCUGCUCAUCUCUGCGGAGCAGGAUAAGCGGGCGGUGGAGCGCAUCUCCCUGGAGAAGGCAUUCCACCCGUUCGUCGCCGGUGCCUACAACCGUCUGGUGCAGGAGAUGAGCCAGGAGACGGGCGCUCGAAUCAGCAUCCCGCCGCCCAGCCUGGCCAAGGACGAGAUAGUCAUCACGGGCGAGAAGGAGGCUGUGGCCCUGGCCAUCGCUCGCAUCCGCUCCGUCUAUGAGGAGAAGAAGCGAAAGACCACAACGAUCUCGGUGGAGGUGAAGAAAUCGCAGCACAAAUACAUAGUCGGGCCCAAGGGGAACACGCUGCAGGAGAUCAUGGAGAGCACAGGCGUGUCCGUGGAGAUGCCGCCGCUGGAUUCUGACUCGGAGACGAUCAUCCUGAGGGGGGAGCCUGACAAACUGGGCUCCGCCCUUACGCAGGUGUACGCCAAGGCCAAGAGUGUGACGGUGGUGGAGGUGAUGGCUCCUGCCUGGCUGCAUCGCUUCAUCAUCGGGAAGAAAGGUCAAAACAUCGGCCGUAUCACGCAGCAGCUGCCCAAGGUGCACAUUGAGUUCACCGAUGGGGAGGAGAAGAUCAGCCUGGAGGGUCCCACGGAGGAAGUGGAGCAGGCACAGGCCCAGAUCCAAGAAAUCAUCAAGGACCUGCUGGUGAAAAUGGACUACACCGAAGUGAACAUUGAGCAGCGCUUCCACCGACAUCUCAUUGGCAAGAAUGGGGCGAACAUUAACCGGAUAAAGGAGCAGUACAAGGUGUCGGUGCGGAUCCCCCAGGACACCGAGCGCAGCGGUUUGGUGCGCAUCGAGGGGGACCCCCAGGGUGUGCAGCUGGCCCGCAAAGAGCUCAUGGAGAUGGCCCAGCGCAUGGAGAACGAACGCACCAAGGACCUGAUCGUGGAGCAGAAAUUCCACCGAACCAUCAUUGGCCAGAAAGGAGAGAAGAUCAAAGAAGUGCGGGACAAGUUCCCGGAGGUCAUCAUUAACUUCCCAGACCCGUCCCAGAAGAGCGAUAUCGUGCAGCUGCGUGGGCCCAAGAACGAGGUGGAGAAGUGCGCCAAGUUCCUUCAGAAGCUCAUAGCAGACUUGAUUGAGAACAGCUACUCCAUCUCAGUUCCGAUCUUCAAGCAGUUCCACAAGAACAUCAUCGGCAAAGGGGGGGCGAACAUCAAGAAGAUCCGUGAGGAAACGAACACCAAAAUCGACCUGCCGACAGAAAACAGCGACUCGGAGAUGAUCGUCAUCACGGGCCGGAAGGGGAACUGCGAGGCGGCGCGCGACCGCAUCCUGGCCAUCCAGAAGGAGCUGGCAAACAUCAAGGAGACAGAGGUGACCAUCCCAGCCAAGCUGCAUAACUCCCUGAUUGGCUCCAAGGGCUGCCUGGUGCGCUCCGUCAUGGAGGAGUGCGGUGGAGUCCACAUCCACUUCCCAUCCGAGGGCUCCGGUUCGGACCGCGUCACCAUCCGCGGCCCGGCGGGAGAGGUGGAGCGCGCCCGCAGACAGCUGCUGCAACUGGCUGAGGAGAAGCAAAUCAACAACUUCACCGCAGAGCUGCAGGCCAAGCCAGAGUACCACAAGUUCCUGAUUGGCCGCGGCGGCGCCAACAUCCGGCGCGUGAGGGACCGCACGGGGGCGCGCAUCAUCUUCCCCUCCCCGGACGACCCCGAGCAGGAGCUCAUUACCAUCGUGGGCCGAGAGGAGGCGGUACGGCUGGCCCAGAAGGAGCUGGAGACCCUCGUCAGAAACCUGGACGACGUGGUAGAGGACAGCAUGGUGGUGGAUCCACGGCACCACCGUCACUUUGUGUGCCGCCGCGGACAGGUGUUGCGCGAGCUGGCGGAAGAGUACGGGGGCGUGGCUGUGAGCUUCCCACGCACGGGCACACACAGCGACCGCGUCACCCUCAAGGGGGCCAAAGAGUGUGUGGAGGCAGCCAAGAGGCGCAUCCAGGAGAUCAUUGAGGACCUGGAGGCGCAGGUCACAGUGGAGGUCAUCGUCCCACAGCGGUACCACCGCGCGGUCAUGGGCCCCAAGGGCUCACGCAUCCAGCAGAUCACGCGGGACUGCGAGGUCCAGAUCAAGUUUCCCGAGAGGGACGAGUCCGCAGGGACGGACCCCCCGGCGCACGAGAACGGGGACGCGGGUCCAGAAGCGGAGUUUGUCCCACGGAAGAAUGACAUCAUCACCAUCUCGGGGCGCUCUGAGAAGUGCGAGAUGGCACGGGCAGCGCUGCUGGCUCUGGUCCCGGUUACUGUGGACGUGGAAGUUCCCUACGAUCUCCAUCGCUACAUCAUCGGGCAGAAAGGAAGCGGCAUCCGCAAGAUGAUGGAAGGAUACGAGGUGAACAUCUGGGUGCCGCAGCCGGAGCAGCAGUCGGACGUGAUUAAGGUCACUGGCCAGGUGGCCAAUGUGGAGCGGGCGCACGCAGCUCUGCUUGAGAGGGUCAAGGAGCUGCAGGCGGAGCAGGAGGACCGGGCGCUGCGAAGCUUCAGGCUCACCAUGUCUGUGCACCCCAAAUAUCACCCCAAGAUCAUCGGCCGCAAAGGGGCCGUCAUCUCCCAGAUCCGCAAGGACCAUGAUGUCAACGUGCAGUUCCCCGACAAGGGUGACGAGCAGCAGGACCUCAUCACCAUCUCAGGGUACGAGCACAAUGUGGAGGAGGCCCGCGCGGCCAUCGAGAAGCUGGUCUCAGCCCUGGAGGAGAUGAUCAGCGAGGACGUGAAGCUGGAUCACCGAGUUCACGCCCGCAUCAUCGGCGCCCGCGGCAAAGCCGUCCGCAAGCUCAUGGAGGAGUUCAAGGUGGACAUCCGGUUCCCACAGCCCGGUUCUGAAGAUCCGGACCGGGUCACGGUAACGGGACUCCCGGAGAAUGUGGACAAUGCCAUCGAUCACCUGCUCAACCUGGAGGAGGAAUAUAUGAUGAGCGUGACGGAGACGGAGACGAUGGCUGCGUACAUGAAGCCGCCGUCCAGGGCUGGGGGGGCAGACGAGGACGGCAGGGUGCCUGUCAAGGGCUUUGUGGUUCGAGACGCCCCCUGGAGCGCCGCAGGCAACAAGGCCCCUGACAUGAGCAGUGCCGAGGACUUCCCCACCUUCGGCAUGGGCGUGGCGCCGAAGCAGACGUCCGCCUGGGGGCCCAAGAAGUUCUGAAUGGAGGAAGAGGGGAGAGAAGCAGGGAAGAAGAAGAGCUCACAAGUGCUCCUGGUCGCCCUUCCCCCCAGGGCCCCCCUCUUCUGCACUCCCCCCAUUGUUCUCUCAGCUGUUACACUGAGCCCCCCAACACACACACACACACACACACACACACACACACACACACACAGGAGGCAAAAGUGACAGAGAACAUGUCCCUCCUGCUGGCUGUACUCCCUACCACCCCCCACCCCCUUGAACAGUCCAACCCACUCCCUCCUUGCACCCUUGGCUCCUGUUAAAUGUGAAGUGAGCAAAUUUGGCCCGAAAAGGCAUUUGAGGAUGUGGCCCGGGGCUUCUUUGGAGGGGGAGGGGCCAAGACCACAGCUGUGACGCUUUCCGGAACAUUUCCAGGGAGGAGAUCCGAGGUGCAAAGGUCGUCUGCACCGGAAGAAGACAUAGUGCGGUUUUAUUUAUUUGCUUUUAUUUAUUUCCGUUUGGAGGCAGAAGUAGAGGCUCCAGCUGUGUUUUUGUGACGUUUCUGUUGAGUCGUGCAGUUGGCGAUCGGUACGUUCCUAGACGACCACGUCUCCUUCGCCCGUUUAUUUAUGUAUUUAUUCUUUCCUGAACUGGACUUUCUGUUCCAGAACGUGAUGAUCGAACACGAAGCUUAAUGGCAACUUCUUGAUUGCAGAAGAGAGUCGGCUGUUACAUUGAAGCGCUUGCUAUUUUUUUAAUGCAGGGUUUUCUGUUUUGAACGAAUUGAAUCUCAAUCCUUGUGUGUGUGUGUGUGUGUGUGUGUGUG